Molecule: messenger RNA, 1148 nt
Organism: Rhodotorula graminis WP1
Lineage: Eukaryota; Fungi; Basidiomycota; Microbotryomycetes; Sporidiobolales; Sporidiobolaceae
Exons: 7
Coding region: 30-1079 (349 amino acids)
Biological process (GO): protein import into nucleus; positive regulation of TOR signaling; COPII-coated vesicle budding
Cellular component (GO): nuclear pore outer ring; COPII vesicle coat
Molecular function (GO): protein binding; structural molecule activity
Source: RefSeq, a predicted model, not a curated record
GCUGGCUCGUGAGACUGCUCGACAGUACCAUGACGGUCCCUCCCACCAGCGUCCAGGUCGACACCGGUCACGCCGACAUGAUUCACGACGCUCAGCUCGACUACUACGGUCGUCGACUCGCCACCGCCUCGUCCGACCGCUCGAUCCGCAUCUUUGACGUCGAGGCGGACGACUCGUACCGCCUCGCCGACUCGCUCCAGGCCCACGACGGCCCCGUGCACGCCCUCGCGUGGGCCCACCCGUCGUUCGGCUCGAUCCUCGCCUCGUGCUCGUUUGACGGCAAGGUCCUCAUCUGGAAGGAGAACGACGCCCCGAACAAGGGCUGGGCAAACGUCAAGGAGCACUUGCUCCACACGGCCAGCGUCAACGCCAUUGCCUGGGCACCGCACGAGCUCGGCCCCAUUCUCGCCUGCGCCUCGUCUGACGGCAAGGUCUCGGUCCUCACCUUCAACAACGACGGCACCUGGGAGGCGUCCCUCUUCCCCGCCCACACCCAGGGUGUCACCUCGGUCAGCUGGGCACCCGCAGUCGGCAUCGGCGCCCUCACGAGCGCGGGCGGCGCACCACCGGCCGGCGGCGCGGCGCAGGGGCAGGGCGCAGACGGGCAGGAGGCGCUCCAGCAGGUCAAGCGCUUUGCGACGGGAGGGUGCGACGGGCUGGUCAAGAUCUGGGCGUACAACGACUCGACCAAGGAGUGGGCGCCCGACGCCUCGGAGCACAUCCUCUCGGGCCACUCGGACUGGGUGCGCGACGUCGCGUGGGCCCCCUCGGUCGGCGUCGGCAAGGCCUACCUCGCCUCGGCCGGGCAGGACAAGGCCGUGUGCGUGUGGACGCAGCAGGACGCAAGGAGCGCGUGGACGAGGGCGGUGCUCGACCCGAGCGGGACGGACGCGGCGCCGCAGGGGCAGCAGCAGGGGCAGCAGCAGCAGGGCGAGGGCAGGUUCGGCGACGUCGUGUGGCGCGUGAGCUGGAGCGUCGCGGGCAACGUGCUCGCCGUCUCGAGCGGCGACGGCAAGGUCUCGCUGUGGAAGGAGAACCUCAAGGGCGUGUUCGAGAACGUGUCCGAGAUGGCGUCGUAGCUGUCGUCGUCGUGCACGGGUCGCGGCGGGUGAGCGCAAUCGGGAUCGUCGUUUGUUCUGUGCCCUCUC